This is a messenger RNA of Colletotrichum acutatum, 944 nucleotides long. RefSeq lists its product as uncharacterized. The transcript has a single exon. The coding region runs from base 145 to 858 and encodes 237 amino acids. The record is from RefSeq and is a predicted model, not a curated record. Lineage: Eukaryota; Fungi; Ascomycota; Sordariomycetes; Glomerellales; Glomerellaceae.
GAUGCGCCUUCACUUGCCUCUCUCACACACACAUCUCCUUUCACCUUCCGCUUUCUCUCACCUUUCCACCCACCCCUCAUUCCACCUUCCCAAUUUCUCUCGCCUCCUUCUCAUCAUUUCCCACUUUAUACACGCUUGAACUUCAUGUUCUUCUCUUUCCACUGCAUCAAAUCUUUAAACUUCCCCUACACCCAAACCGCCGUCGGUACGAUUAUCGCGGCCGUUGCAUCAUUCGGCAAUAUUACAGCAGCAGUAGCAGUCAGUAGCCGGUCGACACUCAACACACCAAUUCAACGCUUUCUUCACAGAUCUAGACGCUCACCAUUCUACCUUUCAGCCUCUCACAACGCUCUCUGUGGAGCCCAAAACAACCAAUCUACCAUGCCGCCAACCACUCUCCCAUCCCCAAUCUCUCAUACAACUUCCGACAAUGCCAUUCGUACACUACAUCCGGUCAUCUUCCCAUCCGAUCAGCGAGCCAAGGUCGGCUGGCCGUUGAAAUGCUAUGAUGAUCUGACAGCGACGGAGAAAAGAAUUCCCGACAUUUGGAUGGGAAGACACCACGAGUGUUCUCGUUUGUGGAGUCUCGAUACAGCGGAAGCGCAAGAGGCUGCAAGAGCCAAAAUCUGGGAAUUGGCAUUUUCAAAGUGGGACACCGAUACGCCAGUUCCUCAACCCACGCGUGCUGUUGUCAGGAAGACCCAGGAUAGCAUAAUCAAGAUUGGAGUCUUGACAGAAGACGCUGAGCCUUUUAAGAAGCUUCAUGGAGAUGAUAUCAGCAUCGCCUCGUCUGAUCCACGUUCUCGUCGGCUGCGCUGUCGUGGAGAUGAUGUCUUUUUGAAGGCCAAAGUCGACUAGGAGCUCGAACGUCUCCGUUUCGGGUUUUGCGACGCAAGAGGCUCCGACUUACCCUUCGGCACCAAAUAUGACCAGACACUUGGCUA